CUCGAUUUCAACACUUCGACGCCAUCUCUGUAGCCUUACAGCUUACAGGAAGCAUUUCUUGGAGCUUCGCAAACAUCCAAUCUUUCACUGAACAAUGUGAAGCUCCUCCCGAAUAGGCUCAAAACUCCCCGCCCUGCCAAUGAGUCCACCUCCAAGCUAUGAACAAUGACUCUACACCAAACGACCUGCCCAGCUCUGCGCCAGCGACGUCAACAGAACCCGCCGCAGGCGCAAGUGAGAGUGUCACUGCCGGCGCUGUCGACGAUACUGCUGUGAGAAGCCAAGAUGUACAGCCAGAAUCGCCCACGAAGAAGAGAGCUCUGGCGCAGACGAAGAAGAAGUUCGAGUUUAUCAAUAAUCUUACCUUACACCUCGACAUCCUGAUCUAUGCCGAGCUUUGUAUAUUAUACUACAUGGACUGCUCACUCUUCCGUCUCCUCCUCCGGGCUGUCAAUCAAAUGAUGUUCCUGUCUCCCAAACCGAAAUUCAUCCCAGCAGCUCCUCAACACCGCCCGUAUAUCGGAGCAAUCUUCGGGCCUAACAUCCUCUGUAUCCUUCUACACGUGUUUACUGCUCGUUCGGAAGCAGGAGAAGCUAUGCGAGGCUACCUCCAUGGAGGGGUAAUCAUAGAUCUCAUUGGGCAGAAGGGGCCGACCUCCAAAUUCCACUUGGUAUUACUGGAUCUGCUAGUAUUGGGUCUGCAAUGUUUUAUGCUGGCUGUGCAUGUGGAGAGGGAGAGACUAUCGGCAGUGAAUGACGCGCUUACAUCGACUGUUCCUACGGCUGCUACGGAUGUUCCAAGGGAAGCGGUUGUCUCAGCACAGAAUCUUGAUGCGGAAGAGAGGGGCGAGAUGGGAGAAGGUAUUGUUACAACUGAAGGAGAUAUGGAAAUGCAACCUAUGAUACCACAAACCGACGAGCAAUCAUCGUCGAGAAACGAGGUUGACGAAGAAAGAAACGAAGAACGAGAACGGCUACUUGCUGAACCGCCUGCUCCACAAGAGGAUGACGAUGAUACUACUUUGGACAUUCUUUGGUCUGGGUCAACCAUUGUGGCUGACUUCCAUGUUAUACACAAUCUGAGAAGACAAUGGGCUGAUUACGGAAAUGCCACCGAGAGCGCGAUACAGACUGUAGGAUUCUCGGCUGAGUUUGCAGCUGUUACAGCAAGUCAUCGCAUGAAUGUAGCCAGUGCCCGUUUUCAACGAGACGUAGAGUCCCUUGGGAAUUGAGAUACCCAAAUUUGUAUAGUAGUCGUCCAAUGCAAAAGUGCACACAACAUUUCGACCGGGGUUUUGUUGGCUUUCGAAAUUGUAGCAUUAUGUUAUCUUCCUGCCUACAUUCCCUACGCCAGCUCCUUUGAUACUUACAAUUAUAUCCCCAGUCUCAUCCUCUUCAGCAUCCCUCAAGCCCCAACUACUCGCACCAAACUUCUUCAAGUCCCUUCCCAGUCCUACAAAGUCUUCAGUUCCCACGACGUCCCUCCCCAGCCUGACUCUACCCACGUCUUCAGAACCCAUAGCCAUCAGCGUCAGUAUUGUCGGCGCUCCGACUCUCGUGAAGCAGCCUCCUUGUGAAAUAACCUCCAGCAACUGGUAGGCACAUUGCUUACCCACGUCCUCUGGCGUAACACCUCCCUCGCUGGGCGCAGGAACAUCCGCCGAAUAUAUGACACCCUGUGCGCUCGUCUCCGCAAUCAGGCUUAAUCCAAAUCCAAUUCCCGUCCUCUUCUUUCCGCCAGGAUUCGAGCGAUCACCACUCGACACUAACGGCGCCUGGUCAUACUGAGCAGCCACAUGUAUGUCACUGACCAGCGGAUUUAGCACACCUCUUGCGGCAUGAAUCAUUCUUGCGUUAUUACUCGCAGAAACACCAGUGCAGUAUGCGACUCCCCGUACCCUCUUUACACGCCCUGGACUUCGGUUCAUAUGCAGCGUCUUGGGUAAUCUGAUCUGGCUUCCAAAUCGUAGCUCGACUAUGCCUCCACCACCUUUGCCUCCUGCGCCUGUACAUGAUCGCUGUAGGACCCGGAGCUCGAGUUUGCUGGCCAUGACGCCGAAGGUCUCGUAUAGAGGCAGGAUAGCGGUUCGUAGUGUAUCGACGCUCACGUCGCCGGUCUCAGUGGCACUGGUUAUGACACCCUCCCCUUCAAAUCGUACGUUUAUCGGUGCUUUCGAGAACGGUGCCAGCAUGCAAAGAGGCAGAAGGAACCAGCUCACGCCGCGCCGGCAGGUAUCUGGCAAGACGCACUUCACCACAUCUGAGCCCCCAGUUGAUAUGCUGCCCGUUAUCAAUCCGGGAUUGUAUAUGAGUUUUGUACCCGUGUACGAGAUCUGCAUUGUUGUGCCAUUGGUGAUGCUGUCUAGGAGCCGGAGAAAGGAAAUCUCAUGUGGCGCGAGACCUGGGUUGGUUGGUGAAGAAGACCGGAUGUUGGAGAUGGCUACAGGCCGGCCAGUCAAUGUCGAGAGGACAAGGCGGUGAGUUAAGGAUUUGUGAGAUGUAAAGCGCAGGUAUUCGGGGGCAGGGGCUGCCAUUAUUGUUGCUCAGCGAGAUCUAACGGGCUGAGGAGUUUGGAUAAAUUUAUCGGGAGGUUGGCAGAAUUUUACUAGCCGUGGCUGCUUCAGCACACCGCCUCACGAAGUUCCAAUGCUUCAAGAAC
Messenger RNA from Cadophora gregata, 2659 nucleotides. RefSeq lists its product as uncharacterized. Bases 159 to 1232 code for a protein of 357 amino acids. The transcript has 2 exons. Lineage: Eukaryota; Fungi; Ascomycota; Leotiomycetes; Helotiales; Ploettnerulaceae. Gene Ontology annotation, cellular component: Dsc E3 ubiquitin ligase complex. Gene Ontology annotation, biological process: protein processing; SREBP signaling pathway. The record is from RefSeq and is a predicted model, not a curated record.